Messenger RNA from Scheffersomyces coipomensis, 829 nucleotides. RefSeq lists its product as uncharacterized. NCBI's taxonomy places the organism in Eukaryota, Fungi, Ascomycota, Pichiomycetes, Serinales, Debaryomycetaceae. The transcript has a single exon. Bases 180 to 605 code for a protein of 141 amino acids. The record is from RefSeq and is a predicted model, not a curated record.
CUUUUAAAACUUGGAAGGGGAUAAAGCUGUAAAUUUAGAGGCUACCAAUUAAAUUGUUGAGUCCUCUAAAAUAUGAAUUUGAUAAAGACUAUUAUAUAAAUAUCGGUAGAUUUGUGUCUGAGUAGUAAAUCUGGUAAUAUUCAAGCCAAAAUCAUAGCUUUAUUCAAUUACUUAAGAUAAUGAUGAGUGAUAAAGUCCUCAAUAGAAAGGAAAAAGUUCCAAAUACAAACAAUGAUGAUAAUUCUGAUAAAGAAAACCAACCUCCUUCAUUACCUUCACAACACGAAGUUGGAAAUAAUCCAAGACCACCUCAUCGUGAUAUGCCGGAUGCUAAUAACACUGGGUCGUAUCCCGGACCAAACUAUAGUGGUUCUAAUAGUCGUGGCCAUCAACGAAAUGAUACUCCACUAUACUUCGAACGAAUCUUAAUAAUCCAAGGUAUCGUUGUUAUGGCUGUUAUGGGAUUAACGGUGGUGGUUGUUGGUGUUGGAGCUGGUGUUGGUACUGUUGUCGCCGGCCCCAUUGGUGGAGUAAUCGGUGGCCAUUAUGCUCUUUUUCAUGGUAUUCCAUAUAUGAUUGAUCACCUUGCAAAGAGACCGAGAUAGUUUUGAAUAUUUAGUUUUGUUAAAUUAAUAUAUUUAUUGGCUUGUACCAUACAAAAAUCAACACAAUGUACAGUAGCCUUUCACAAUCAGGUUUUAACUCCUCCUUGAUCAUCUCAAAAUUAACCCCAACAACAUUAAAUCUUAGUAAUGUUUGAACCUUAAUUUAGCCAAACUAUCAUAUCAUUUAAUUUCCCAACCGACAAAACCAUGGACUUAGCGACAAA